Molecule: messenger RNA, 1701 nt
Organism: Lytechinus pictus (painted urchin)
Lineage: Eukaryota; Metazoa; Echinodermata; Echinoidea; Temnopleuroida; Toxopneustidae
Product: proline-rich protein 2-like
Exons: 4
Coding region: 84-941 (285 amino acids)
Source: RefSeq, a predicted model, not a curated record
AUAGUCAGCGUCGUUUGGGAUACUGGCAACAAGCAACAAUACAUCUUACAGAGCUCUGAGCUGAUAGCAUCAUCAUCGUCAUAAUGGAAAGCAGAACAAUUCUAGCCGUGCUCGUUGCCAUCUCGGUUCUUGCUGUUUGUGCCGCCCAGGCUCCAAAUGGAUUUCGGCCUAGACCGGGACCAAGACCGAGGCCAGAAAACGGCACCAGUCCUGGACCACGACCGAGACCAGAAAACGGCACCAGUCCAGGACCACGACCGAGACCAGAAAACGGCACCAGUCCUGGACCACGACCGAGACCGGGAAACGGCGGAGGAAACCACUCUCAACCUAUCAACGGUCCCAGACCAGGCAACCACUCCCAACCUAUCAACGGCACCAGACCGGGCAACGGCACUGGCAACUAUUCAAGGGACGGUCAUAUCGUAAAGCGCCAGAUAUUUUUCUCUACCUUAUCACCCCCAUCGGGAAAUGGAUCUGGAAAUCACUCACACCCUCCUCCUCCUCCUCCUCCCCCAACACCAAGCAACAGUUCUGCUCCACCACCACCACCACCACCACCACCACACAACAGCACAGCUCCCCCUCCACCAACCAACAGUUCUCUCGCUCCCCCACCCUCAAACAAGAGCCUUCCCCCUCCCCCACCAUACAACAGCUCUUUCGCGCCCCCACCCUCGUACAACAGCACCACCCCUCCUCCACCAUUAAACAGUUCUUUCGCUCCUCCUCCCCCGUCCAAUAGCUCUGCCCCUCCCCCUACAUCAGGAACCAACAGCCCAUCGCAUCCCCCACCUCCCAGUAGCUCUCCUUCAGGCCGAUCGUGUAGGGGAAGAUGUGGUAACUAUAAUGGUUCCAGACAGUGCCAAUGCGACAAUCAAUGCAGGAUGUACAGAGACUGUUGCCGUGAUUUAGAGUCUGAGUGCCAGAACCGGAACUAGGCGCAUUCACCGACUCAUUGAUUUGAUGUUGGAAUCGGACCAGGAAUUGGACAGGGAAUACGGAUCAGUAAACCACCCCCCAAAAAAUAGCUCUGAGGCCUUUAACAAGCCUAUGUCUUUUACGAUUAAUACAAAUUAGAUAUUGACAUUUGAUAUCAAUCAAACUGUUUGAUUGAUUUGAUUGAUACAAAAGUUUUAAACUGUCGUUUUCCGUAUGUAGUUAUUGUACAACAUGAUUUACAAAAUAGAUGUAGAGAAAAUAUUGGUGGGCAAGACCCCCCCCCCAACCAAAAAAAAAAAAAAAAAAACUUGAUAGUUAUAACAAAAUUAUUCUCCUCUACUCCCAAUCUUUGAAAUAUUAUCAUGUUUGUUUCUCGACUUUGCGAAUUUGAAUUCCUUGCUUUCAGAAAUAACGAUUCAUCAGCACACUUAAAUCGCCUUAAAAAAAAAAAAAAUCAGUGCACAGUUCUUCUGGAGGAAAGUCUUGAUGGGUUGGCCUAGGAAGCCUUCUCAACCUGAGUAAUAACGGUCGAUUUUUUUUUUCUUUUCCGCUAUAGCACCGAAAUGAAACAUUAUUACAGAUACCAAAUAGACAAUUGUCCCCAACAGUCGUCUUUAGUGUCCACACGCCCACUUCUUCCUAACGUUGGCUAUUUAGGACUAUUUAUAUAUCCUACUCUUUCGGGAAUUAAUCAACCUGAAUUGCAAUCGGCAUCCGGUUUUUCGUAUGAUUUCGAUAAUAAACAUUUGCAGAAAUCAG